Messenger RNA from Populus euphratica (Euphrates poplar), 1073 nucleotides. RefSeq names its product deSI-like protein At4g17486. Gene Ontology annotation, molecular function: deubiquitinase activity. NCBI's taxonomy places the organism in Eukaryota, Viridiplantae, Streptophyta, Magnoliopsida, Malpighiales, Salicaceae. The record is from RefSeq and is a predicted model, not a curated record. The coding region runs from base 186 to 875 and encodes 229 amino acids. The transcript has 5 exons. Gene Ontology annotation, biological process: protein deubiquitination.
UCAGGCCAGCUCCUUUUCUUUCCUCCCUGGAAAAUCAAGAACAGCCCCUGCCUCCCACUUUCCGAUCCGAGAGAGUCAUUUUCCAAAAUAAUCAUCUCUCGACUCUAUUGAAUUGGUUUAGAGGAUGGUGAGUUUGUGAUAGAGAAAAUCUGGACUGUAAAUUGAAGAAUCGUGGAUUGCAAACAAUGCGGUUGUUUCCUUUGAGUUCAAGUUCAAGCUCAAGCUCGGAGAAGGAGCAGAGUAUUGGAGGGAGCAGUCGCGUGAUGCUGUAUCUUAACAUCUAUGAUCUUACACCUAUAAAUAACUACCUUUAUUGGUUUGGCCUCGGGAUCUUCCAUUCCGGUAUUGAAGUGCAUGGUAUGGAGUAUGGCUUCGGAGCCCAUGAGUACCCAACCAGUGGGGUGUUUGAGGUGGAACCAAGAAGUUGUCCAGGCUUCAUUUUUCGACGGUCUGUGUUAUUGGGCAGCACCAACAUGUCUCGUUCAGAAUUUCGGUCAUUCAUGGAACAUCUUUCUGCAGAAUAUCAUGGAGACACCUACCAUUUGAUUGCCAAGAAUUGCAACCACUUUACUGAUGAAGUCUGUAAGCGAUUAAUUGGAAAGCCUAUUCCUGGAUGGAUAAAUCGAAUGGCUCGAUUAGGCUCUUUCUGUAAUUGUUUACUGCCAGAAAGCAUACAGAUCACAGCAGUUAGACAUCUUCCUGAUCAUCCAACAUAUUCUGAUGAUGAUGAUGAUGUUGGAUUGGAAUCUGUUGCGUCAUCUAUGACAGCAGGGAGUGAAGAAGAGGGUUCAAAUCAUCAUCUGCUCACUGCACCAAAUGGUGAAGUUGCAUUUUUAAAGGAGAAACCAGUGAGGCUAGCAAAGGAACUCCUAUAGGGUUUGUCCUGCAAUUCCUAUUCUUUCUAUCUUGAAUCUUUCUAUUGUUUGUACUUUAGUGUAUGAUCUUGGUAGACCGGAGAAUGGGUCUUGGCUGAAUUAUGAGUACUUUAGUGUAUGUGUCCUGGCAUGUGACGAUCUUGCUUCAGACUUCUCUAGUGCCUGUGAUUUUUCUAAUGGUAUGGCUAUUCCUCAGCA